Lathyrus oleraceus (garden pea) is the source of this 2366-nucleotide messenger RNA. Its product is annotated as protein DMR6-LIKE OXYGENASE 1. The record is from RefSeq and is a predicted model, not a curated record. The coding region runs from base 1099 to 2175 and encodes 358 amino acids. Lineage: Eukaryota; Viridiplantae; Streptophyta; Magnoliopsida; Fabales; Fabaceae. The transcript has 3 exons.
CCUAUCUUAUAUAUAAGUAGAUGAGUAGAAAAAUAUAAUUGGAUAAUCAGUUUGAAACAUAACCCUGAGACUUGUUUUUGAAAGAGCGCAAAUUAAUAGAGCUUUUAUCACUUCAUUUCAAGUUUCAAACAAUCACGGACUAAUCGUUGUGAACAGUAACUAGUAAUGGUUACUUCACUCACAUGGUUUCCUGCAAUCUGCAAACCCUAUCUUUCCUGCAAUCUGCAAUCCUUAUCUUUCCUGCAAACCUUAUCUUUCUUGCAAUCUGCAUUCCUUAUCUUUCAUGCAAUCCCUAUUUUAUGUAAAAUAUACCUACAAACUAUGAAGACCGGACUCAGACACGGAUAUGGGACAUGGACAAGGACAUGAGGACCCCGCUAAGGUAAAAAAUAUAGGAUUAGGACACAUCUAUAUAUAUUUUAUAUGUUAAUAUAAUGAUGCAAUUUAUGAGCAUAAUUUAUAAAGAGUUUAAGUUGAGAUGAAAAAUUUGUGUUUAUUUAAACUUAGCACUUUCAAUAAAAAAAAGAUAAAUCAACCAAACAAAAUGAUACAAAUUAUAUCAUAGUCACUCCAUAUUAAAAAAACCAUUAUCAAAAUCUCACUCAUCCAAGACAAGUUAUUAGAAAUUCACUGUAUCAUCUAAUGAAUAAAACUCAUCUCCGACGACAUCCCAAAUUUUAAUUUCCUCUUAAUUAAAUUGGGGGAUGCUCCUCGAUGUGGUGCCACCUUUUUUAUCUUUGAAGAAUUGAUAAAUAAUUACGUGCUUUAAUUUCUUUCAACGAAAAAGGAUUUGUAAUUGUGUUGUUUUUAUAGUGUGGAAGUGGAUUAUGAAAGAUAAAAAUCCCUUUUUUUAUAAAAUUUUGAAUAUUUUUUAGCUGAUUAUUUUUUUAAUUAUUCGUAUCCUUUAUUUGAAAUAAGGUGUCGUAUCUGUGUCGGUUGUGAUUGAAAUUUUAUUUUUUCAUUGGACAUUUCAAAAACGUGUAAGAUAUAUGUCGUUCGCAUGUGGUACACAUAUCCGUGUCAGACACGUGUCUGACAUCACGACACACCGUGUGAAUGACGUAUCGAAGCUUCAUAGUCUAAAAACACUCUCAUAUAAUGGAAGUGUUUUGUGGGAAAACCAGAAAGCAAAACACUCAAAACAUGGGAGACAUAUAUUCAGCUUACAUACUAUCCACAGAACACCGUCCCAACUUCUCUACCUUUGUCGAAGUUGAUGAAAUUCCAAUCAUCGACCUCUCAGAAACUAGCCAAGAAAACCUAGUCUCAAAGAUUGGCAAGGCAUGUGAAAAAUGGGGAUUCUUCCAAGUAAUCAAUCAUGGAAUUGCCUCCGAUCUAAUCAUAAAGGUUGAUAAUGAGGCCAAAAAGUUUUUUGAACUAAGUAUGGAGGAAAAAAAGAAACUGAAAAGAGAUGCAUGUAAUGCAACGGGGUAUCAUGAUGCUGAGCAUACUAGGAAAACAAGGGAUUGGAAAGAAGUGUUUGAUUUUCUUGUUAAAGAUGGAAUACAAACCCCUUCUUCUGAUGAUCCACAUGACUUGGGGCUAUGUACUCAAAAAAAUCGUUGGCCACAAUCCCUUCCACAUUUUAGGGAAAUAAUGGAGGAAUAUGGUGGGAAAUUAGAAAAGCUAUCAUACAGGUUGUUGGAGUUAAUUUCGUUGAGCUUAGGCUUAGCUGGUGACAAAUUCCUUGACUGCUUCAAGAACAAUCUAAGCCAAACGAGGAUCAAUUACUAUCCUCCAUGUCCUUUCCCUGAUUUGGCACUUGGUAAUGGUCCUCACAAGGAUCCUUGUGUCUUGACUGUGGUUGCACAAGAUGAUACCGGAGGCUUACAAGUUAAGAAAAAUUCAGUUGGUUGGGUUCCAGUUAAACCUAUUUCUGGUGCAUUUGUUGUCAAUCUGGGUGAUAUUCUUCAGGUUUGGAGCAAUGACAAGUAUGAUAGUGCAGAACACAGGGUGGUAGUAAACUCACAAAAAGAAAGGUUUUCCUAUCCAUUCUUCCUUUUUCCAGGUCCACAUAUUAUGGUGAAGCCUGCAGAAGAGCUAGUGAGUGAGAAAGAUCCUGCAAAAUACAAAGCAUACAAUUUUGGCAAAUAUUAUGCUAAUAGAACCCAUGCUGAUUUUGGCAAUCAAGACAUUGAGGGUAGAGAAAUUCAUCACUUCAAGAUUCUGGAUUAGCUAUUAAAAAAUAUUCAGCAUCUGUUUUGGAUUUUCUGUUGUUUUUCAUGUCCUUAUUCUCAUCAAAGACAUAAUAAAUUGAGCUCCCUUUUAUGAAAUCGUCGUAACACAUGUGUUGCAAAAUAAAAAAAUUCUUGUAAUGAAACUUGUCCUCUAAUUUAAAUAAAUGUGUGUUCCUUCUUUGUUUUUAA